AUGCCGAUAGCGGAGAGCCAGAUUGACAUGGCGCUCAUACAGGACACAAGGGGUAUAUUCACAUCGACUGAGCCCCCUGUGCGUAGGCUGAUAGAUCCCCUCAUUCCACCACAGCUGCUCCAAGCAGAAAUACCACCCUCCCAGGAGACGUUCAAAGCCGUUGCACGUGGUCGACAGGAAGCGAUUGAAAUAAUAACGCAGAAAGAUGAUCGCCUCUUGGUCGUCGUUGGCCCUUGCUCAAUUCAUGAUCCUGCAGCUGCAUUAGAAUACGCCCAACGUCUUCUUGAGCUUUCGCGCAAACUCGAAAAUGAUCUUUGCAUUAUUAUGAGAGCAUACCUAGAGAAGCCCCGGACGACAGUAGGGUGGAAAGGCUUGAUCAACGAUCCGCUUAUCAAUGAAACAUUCCAGAUUAAUCAGGGAUUGCGCGUAUCACGCCAAUUGUACUGUGACCUAACAAGGAUGGGUCUGCCGAUCGCGAGUGAGAUGCUAGAUACAAUAUCUCCCCAAUUCCUGGCAGAUCUAAUCUCUAUGGGAGCUAUCGGCGCGAGGACGACUGAAAGUCAGCUUCAUCGAGAGUUGGCUAGCGGAUUAUCCUUCCCAAUAGGCUUUAAAAAUGGAACAGAUGGCUCUUUGACAGUUGCUAUCGAUGCUGUCGGCUCAGCUUCAUCGCCACACCAUUUCAUGGGUGUGACUAAACAAGGUCUAGCCGCCAUUACAAGAACCAGUGGCAAUGAGCAUGGCUUUGUGAUCCUGAGGGGCGGAACAAAAGGCACCAAUUUCGAUCCUGACAGUGUGAAGGCGGCUCGGGAAGCGCUGAAAAAGAAGAACCAGAAGGAGAUCAUGAUGAUCGACUGCUCUCAUGGUAAUUCAAACAAAGACCAUCGUAAUCAACCAAAGGUCGCGAAAGUCAUUGGGGAUCAACUUCGACAAGGAGAGACCGCCAUUAUUGGUGUGAUGAUCGAAUCUAACAUUGAUGAAGGCAGUCAGAAGGUUCCUCCAGAAGGACCAGCCGCACUCAAGAAAGGCGUGAGCAUCACAGACGCCUGUAUUGACUGGGAUACAACGGUAGAAGUACUUGAACAACUUGCGGAUGCAGUCCGAAGUCGACGAAAAGAAUCAAAUAAUCAUACAAACGGAGCAAAUGGUCUCUGA
Molecule: messenger RNA, 1152 nt
Organism: Bacidia gigantensis
Lineage: Eukaryota; Fungi; Ascomycota; Lecanoromycetes; Lecanorales; Ramalinaceae
Product: 3-deoxy-7-phosphoheptulonate synthase
Exons: 3
Coding region: 1-1152 (383 amino acids)
Biological process (GO): aromatic amino acid biosynthetic process
Cellular component (GO): cytoplasm
Molecular function (GO): 3-deoxy-7-phosphoheptulonate synthase activity
Source: RefSeq, a predicted model, not a curated record